Equus quagga is the source of this 8788-nucleotide messenger RNA. RefSeq names its product p21 (RAC1) activated kinase 3 (gene PAK3). The record is from RefSeq and is a predicted model, not a curated record. Gene Ontology annotation, cellular component: cytoplasm. Gene Ontology annotation, molecular function: protein serine/threonine kinase activity; ATP binding. The transcript has 18 exons. Bases 563 to 2197 code for a protein of 544 amino acids. Lineage: Eukaryota; Metazoa; Chordata; Mammalia; Perissodactyla; Equidae. Gene Ontology annotation, biological process: protein phosphorylation; regulation of MAPK cascade; intracellular signal transduction.
UGUCGGCAGCUGACCGUCUGGGGUCUCGCGCAGGGGGCUGCAGCUUUUCCUGGCCUGGAGCAAGUGUGCAGGGCCGGGAGGAGAGCCAGGGGCAAGCGGGCCGGGCCUGGGGCUGCGGCUGCGGCCGCGGGGCUGCGGCUCCCCAGCCCCACCAGCCCGAGCGCUCGGAGGUAGAGGAAAGGUCUUGACAGGGUGGCUGGACCAGUGGCAGAAUCCAGUGACUGACUCUGGACUUGAGGGUUCUGGGCUGUGGUCUAUAGAGGCGAAGGAGAGAAGGACUCAAAUCCAGGCCAACUGUAUGGCUGUCUGAGGUGUUCGAACAGAAGGAGGUCCAUUCCUGUUGGUGACAACACUGUGGCCCUGUUCUGGGAUGACCAAGGUAUAAAGGUUUCCCCCAAGAAAGAGCAGCUGAGUCCUUGCAUCUUGUGGCAGCUGGUGUGCCCAGCACUGAGUCCAUCGGAGCUGAAGGCAGCCCGGCCCCUUCUCAUGGGCAGCACCCAUCUGUGCUGAGGUCCUGCAGCAGUGGCAGUGUGAGGAGCUGUGCGAUCAGUUGUAACUGAAAAUGUCUGACGGUCUGGAUAAUGAAGAGAAACCCCCAGCUCCCCCACUGAGGAUGAAUAGUAACAACCGGGAUUCUUCAGCUCUCAACCACAGCUCCAAACCACUUCCCAUGGCCCCUGAAGAGAAGAAUAAGAAAGCCAGGCUUCGCUCUAUCUUCCCAGGAGGAGGGGAUAAAACCAAUAAGAAGAAAGAGAAAGAACGCCCAGAGAUCUCUCUUCCUUCAGACUUUGAACAUACGAUUCAUGUGGGGUUUGAUGCAGUCACCGGGGAAUUCACUGGAAUUCCUGAGCAAUGGGCACGAUUACUCCAAACCUCAAACAUAACAAAACUGGAACAGAAGAAGAACCCACAAGCCGUUCUAGAUGUUCUCAAAUUCUAUGACUCCAAAGAAACAGUCAACAACCAGAAAUACAUGAGCUUUACAUCAGGAGAUAAAAGUGCGCACGGAUACAUAGCAGCCCAUCCUUCGAGUACAAAAACAGCAUCAGAGCCUCCUUUGGCUCCCCCUGUGUCUGAAGAAGAAGAUGAAGAAGAGGAAGAAGAAGAAGAUGACAAUGAGCCCCCCCCAGUUAUUGCACCAAGACCAGAGCAUACAAAAUCAAUCUACACUCGUUCCGUGGUUGAAUCGAUUGCUUCACCAGCAGCACCAAAUAAAGAGGUCACACCACCUUCUGCUGAGAAUGCCAAUUCCAGUACUUUGUAUAGAAAUACAGACCGGCAAAGGAAAAAAUCCAAGAUGACAGAUGAGGAAAUCCUAGAGAAGCUAAGAAGCAUUGUGAGUGUUGGUGACCCAAAGAAGAAAUACACAAGAUUUGAAAAAAUUGGUCAAGGGGCAUCAGGUACUGUUUAUACAGCGCUAGACAUUGCAACAGGACAAGAGGUGGCCAUAAAGCAGAUGAACCUUCAGCAGCAGCCCAAAAAGGAAUUAAUUAUUAAUGAAAUUCUGGUCAUGAGGGAAAAUAAGAACCCCAAUAUUGUUAAUUAUUUAGAUAGCUACUUAGUGGGUGAUGAACUAUGGGUAGUCAUGGAAUACUUGGCUGGUGGCUCUUUGACUGAUGUGGUCACAGAGACCUGUAUGGAUGAAGGACAGAUAGCAGCUGUCUGCAGAGAGUGCCUCCAAGCUUUGGAUUUCUUGCACUCAAACCAAGUGAUCCAUAGAGACAUAAAAAGUGACAAUAUUCUCCUUGGGAUGGAUGGCUCUGUUAAAUUGACUGAUUUUGGGUUCUGCGCUCAGAUCACCCCUGAGCAAAGUAAACGAAGCACUAUGGUGGGAACUCCCUAUUGGAUGGCACCUGAGGUGGUGACUAGAAAAGCUUAUGGUCCGAAAGUUGAUAUCUGGUCUCUGGGGAUUAUGGCAAUCGAAAUGGUGGAAGGUGAACCUCCUUACCUUAAUGAAAAUCCACUCAGGGCAUUAUAUCUGAUAGCCACUAAUGGAACCCCAGAGCUCCAGAAUCCUGAAAGACUGUCGGCUGUAUUCCGUGACUUUUUAAAUCGCUGUCUUGAGAUGGAUGUGGAUAGGCGAGGAUCUGCCAAGGAGCUUUUGCAGCAUCCAUUUUUAAAAUUAGCCAAGCCUCUCUCCAGCCUGACUCCUCUGAUUAUCGCUGCAAAGGAAGCAAUUAAGAACAGCAGCCGUUAGGACUGCAAGCCUUACCCCACACCAUCUCCCUCAUGAGUAAGACUGAAAUAAAACUCUGCUGCAGGAAAGAUGGAAGAAAAGACAGUCAUUUGGGGUGGGGGGUUCUUUAACUUUCAAGUGAAUAGAAACUUCUUAUAAGCCUUUUUCCUACUCCCUCGGAUUAUGUAAUUUCUUUGUAAGCCUGAAUCGCAGCCCAAACAGGGCAGCAAUGUCGAAGUGGCCGGAAAGUGGUCACUUCCACCGUGAAGCGAAAGAGCCAGUAGUGAAUCCCCUCAUCUUGUGCAUUCACUUUGAAGAAAAAGCUUUCUCAAAGAUGCACACUCCCUCUUCAUAGUGUCGUAUUUGUUUUUAAGUUAGAGAGUAGUUCCUCUUGCAUUCGAACCUCCUUCAAAACUCCUUACCCAAUGUGAUGUUUUUCACUUGCAUUGUCAUUAGAUGUCCAGAAAAAAGAUGUCAAAACUUUUUUUUAAAAAAGCAAAAAAAAAAAACCCCAAAAACAAAACAAAAAACAAAACAAACAAAAAAAAAACCCCAGAGCAAGUACUGUGUAAACAUGUGGAAGUCCAUGCCCUAAUAGAGUUGCAAUUUUUUAUUCUUCUUCUCUAGUGGUGGCUUGGUUUGUGUACCUGUUUUUCUGCAUUCGUAUUGGAAAAGGCUUCUUUCAAGACAUUUUCCAAAAGCAGAGAGGAAUAUGUGUAUUCAGGAAGGGCUUUUAAGACCUCUAUAUCUAAACAAAGCUUAAAUGGUGAAAUUCUGUCACAUUUUCACGAUGAUGCUUAAAAGGUAGUUGAUUUAUUGUUUAUAUAAGCCAGCUUGUUUGUCUUCAUGAUACCUGAAAAGAACACACCAAAACUGUGGCGUUCCGGUUGGGUGAGUCCACAUCCUGAUUCUAGAAAAUCCUGGUAGGAGAAACCAUACUUCAACAGAGAUGGGACUUUCUCUGAGAGCCAAAAGGAAUACAAGAUAAGUGUGCAAUACUGAAAUCCUUGUUGGGUAGUAAGUAAAUAAAGAUAAGAUUCCGAAUUUAAUCUUCUCUUGUGCUUGUGGAACAUAUGCACUGUAAAACAGGCACAUGAGGAGGAAACAGACCCCUUAACCAACAUUUGCUUAUGAUAAAAAUUAUUUUGACGAUUUAUAACAUUUUAAAAAUUAAAAAACAAGAUCUGGAGAACAGAGAUAUACUAAGCAUUCAAUUCUGUAAGAAAUACGAGGUCAGUGAAAACUACAUCCCAAUCACCAUUUGGCUCUAAAUACUUGUUCCCAUUUUGCUUAUGUAUCGCCAAUUUCUGUGUCAGGAUAUGGUCUGUUCAUACUUAAUCCUUUGGGCUUUUGAAUUUCAAAAACAUGUUCAUAAAGAUCUGGAAGUUCUCCAGUGAAAAUAAUUUAGGUUUGCAGUCAUAUAUUCCAAGAAAUAUUAGUUCAACUGAAUUCCUUUUGUGGCUUGGAGAAAAUAUGAAAAUUUGACCGUUGUUUCACCAUGUAUCUAAUUAGUAAAAAUUCAGCAGUUGGCAUUUCCUGAAUCUUCUGAGAGUAGAAAAAUAUGUGGAGGGUGUCUGUGUGGAAAAGAAUAUGCUUCUCUUUCAAGUGUAUUGUCAACUUUAUGAAUUCUGCAAAGUUGUUUCUCUGAGCCUUUGAAAAGCCAGCGAUUUGUGCUGUAAAAGGCUUUUGAUUUGUAGUGUAUCAAGAAUCUGAAUAGAACCUAUCUAUAUUCAGCAAGAGGGAGAAAGAGAUCAAUGACAUGGGCCUCUCUCCUUCUCUGCUGUGGUACGUGCAUCCAUCUAAACAUCCAUCCAUUCUUUAAAAUGAAAGUACUUUCUUUGGAGAAUUUCUGCUAACCAUGUAGUGCACAUGUUUAUGUUUAGGAGAUAACAUCACUGGUGGAUUUCCUAUUUUCCUAUUGUUUUCUUUGACUAUAAAAUUUGGGAGGAGCUUGACCUCCCAGAAAAUGUCCACAGUGGGAUAAAACAACAAAUAUGAAAAGAAAAUCAAAUGGUAAUGUUAAUUUGAAGCGUACUGUGUUAUACUUUGCAAAAAGGUAGCUGGGCCUGAAAUUUUUAAUAACACACUGUUCUAAUGAGAGAGAGAGAGGCCUUAGUUUUUAUUUCAUUUAAAAUUAAGUUUUUUAAAAAAAUGUUCAUUCAUAGUGCCAGGGAAUUCAAUAAAAUAAUACCUGGGAUAUGAAUAGAGUUAGUACAUUGAUAACUAUGCCUUGCCAGUAGAGAGAGCCCCAAACCUGAUUGGGAAGACCUAGUUGUCAAUUAGUAUCCCUUAUUUGUCAUAAAGGCCAUCUUUUGGUGGAGGGAGACCUGGAGCAGUGACUUUUCGGGCCACUGUAGGCAGAGAAAUGACUCCUCUUUUAUGCUUUCAAUUCAGCAUAUUAACGAGGAGCCAGGUAUUUCUUCACCACACUCUGUUGUAUCAAGAUUUUAUGAUAAUAUAUCCCAGUAGGCUUUAUUCUUACAAAUUUAUUUAUAUCUAUGUAAAUUUUAAAAUGAGAACAGCUUCUAAAGACCCUUCCCCGUGUUGGAGAAUUACAUAUAUUUCUAAUAAGUAUUAGAGAGAAGCUGUUUCUCCUGCCAAAAUGAUGCUGAAGGAUUCACACUUGGUACACUUGAACAACUUGGACUCCAGAUGGUUAAUAGUUUAUUCACUUUCCCUGGAUUUAUUUUUAGCUUGUCUUGAACAUAGGUGAGUCUAUCCAGAUCUUUACAGUUGCUAGUGCGCCCUGAGAUAAUGAGGGCACAUCGUCGAAUGUUGAUUCCAAAAUGUCCUGAGAUAGAGAUAGGGCAGUGGGAAAGUCAGGGAAGGGUGAGAAGCACAGUUGAGAUUAUUUAUUUAAGAAAGAAAAGAACAUUAAUGUUGUAGCAAGGAUCCGGUGCGUUGUCAUAAUCCCAUGAGGAUUUUUGGAUGACACAAUCUCCUCAAAUCAGUCACCAUGUUGGGUAAUGACUUCGUUCUUGCUGAUCUCGUCUAUGUGUCAUUGUAAAUAUUUGUGUGUCCAUGUUCCAUUUUGGCUACUGGAUGGCCAAGUCAUGUAAGAAGAUUUAACUCAAGUAUUUAUUCUUUAAUUGUGUUAUUCAGAUUUCUUUCAGGCUUGUGAAUUGCACCCCAAUGUUUGAGUUUAACCAGCUGAUCCCCACAUCUAUCUCUCCCCUGUGAAGCACAUUCCAUUGCUAAAGGAAAAAGAAAUAUGAAAUUGCUUCCUAUUGUCUGUAUAACUGUUUUGAUAGUUUGAGAUGUUUGUCUAUAAAGGAUAUUUCUCAGCUCAAAGAUCGUGUAAAUAAUUAUAUUCCUUUGCUCAAUGGGUUGUUUAUUUCUAAUGAGGCUGCCAGUUCUCAAAAGAGAAUCUAUAAAAUCACUUUUAAAUAACAUAAACAGGGAUUACAACUAUGUAAAAAUAAGUGCAUAUGGACAAAGACUGGGAACACAGAUAAUUGGAAUCGGUUGUGUUAAGGUGGUGGGAUUAUGUGAUUUUUUUUCCUUUUUAAAAUUUUCUUUGAUGUUGUUAAAAUAUUGCUUUUUAGUAAAUAAACAUCAGAAAGGGGACAAUAGAAACAUAGAAAAGAUGCCAGAAGCAGAUGCCUUCUGGCCAGAGCCCAGAGCAUGCAGGGCACAGAUAUUUGCUAGUUACAAUUAUUCCAUAGACUUUAUAUUUGCCUGAGCGCGGAGGUUGGCACACACUGGGGUUUGGCAUGUGCUUUCUUAGGGGACUAUUAUCUAUAAGUUAAAGCUAGGGAUAUGUCGCUUUUAGAGCUCCAGACACAUCAAUCUGCUUUAAAACUGGCUGCCCUCAGCUUUGACAUGGCACCAAGAUUUCUGUUUUGGUUACUUUAGAUUCGAGGGGUGACAACUUUAGCCCCCUUGAUAACAUCUGUUUCAAGCAUCACCCUUCUGGAUCAUUUUAGCAGAUUUUCAGGUUGGAUUUAGGAAGAAUAGAAGGAUAAAAUCCCCAGCUCCCACCAUUUCCUUGUCCAGUGGGAUAUUAUAUCAUUCAGGUAGGAUUCUUGUUUUAAUGACCAGUAGGCAAGUCCCAUUAAUUUUAAUAGAAGUUAUGACUUGCACUUAAAAGCUGACUAUGAAAACAUUAAGAUAAAUAUUUAGAAUUAAUUUACCUGUUGGCAUUCAGUCACAGUCCUAUUAGCUGUGGCUUGAGAUGGCCUCCACAUGCUUUCUGCACUGCCUGAUUAUAGGUUGUAUGCAGUAACUACUGUCAUUUUUAAAGAGAAAAAGGGAGACUGUCUACCAAAAGAGAGGAAUUUCCUUCUAACUCACCAAAGAAAUUUUAGGUGAGGACUUUUAUAAUGAGAUAGUGGCCUCAGAUGUUACUCAGUUUCACCAAGAGCAUACAUUAUACCUAGAGAACCCAUAGGCUUUUCAUUGACCGUUCACAACAUAAAAAUACUUAUGGGAAUCUUAACCCUGCCAUCUCCAGUUGAAUCUCAUGGUGGUUUUCUGAGCUACUUGCAGUUAAUAUUUGGUUAAACAAAGGCAUGACUAGUGAUGCAAGCUUCUCCCAGUCUCUGAGCAAGAAGACUUAAAUUCAGCAUUUGUAUAUUGACAGUCUAAUAGGCCUCGGAUUUUGAGUGAACUUAACACACAGCUCUGAACAUAUAUUUGCAUGUGGAUUGGGAAGGAAAUAAAUGGGACCUUGGAAAUAAUGAAAAUAUUUUUCCUAAGAAAGAAUUUUUCAUAAGAGAUCUGUUUCUGAUAUAAUCUUUCUGUUGGUUAGCUUUAAUUUUUUCACUCCUUUUCUGAUCCCAUACUCCUUUAGUGACCAAAUGAAUAUAACUCAACUCCUCAUGCAUUGGGAAUGUCUGUUUGAUAUGAAAGAAUAUCUAACUGAAUCUGAAGAUGCAGGAACUGAGAUAUCACCUCCAUGUGCACACUUCUGUGUACAAGUAAACUAUAAUAUGACAAGUAGUAUUUACUGUCACGUAAUAUAGUCAAACUUGUAAGAUAAACUUAUAGAAGCUGGUUAGUGCCGUCAGAGUCUUCUUUGGAUGCUAUCCCAUAAUACCAACUGGAUGCUAUCCCAUAAUACCAGCAGUAAGGUAGGUACCAUGUUUACCUGAUUUAGUACCUAAGAGGAAAUCAACAGCAAUUUUAGAGAAUCAGUCAGAGGUAGUGGAAGGAAUACAUACUAGCCUAGGAGUAAGGAGACCUGGAGUCUAAUAUAGGCUCUGUUACUAACUUACUGUGUGAUCUUGGGCAAGUCACUUAACCUUUUUGUGGCUGUUUCCUCAUCUGUAAGAUAAGGAUACUGGACUAGGUGAUCUCCAAGGUCUUUCCAAAAGCUGUAAUAUUCUGUAUAGGUUGUGUUGCAAACUCAACCCGCUAAAGUGAUGGCAAAUAUCACAUGCUUAAGCCUGGGUCUCUUAUGUUAUGGUUAAACAAUAGAACUAUGUAAGAUGAUGGAAAAAAAAAAAAGACCCUCAAGUAAAUGAAGUUAAUAAUACUAGGGAAUGUUGAUAAAAUUUGUGGCAGCCUUCCAAUCCUUCACAGUUGUUUUGUUUUGUUUUUGUUUUAAUGUCCUUUUUCUGUUGAGUGUUCCCAGUUUUCAUUUUCCAUACAUUCUAUGUAAAGUCUGGUUUUCAUUAAGCUGUGGCCAGUAUUUGCUACUAGAACAGAAAUACACUGUCACACUUGCUAGAAUAGACUAUACUUGGGCCUCUCCUUUCCUAUGAAGCAGUGCUGGGCUUUAUAGAGUUUACUUUUUAAAUGGCACACAAUGGCAGAACCCAUGCGUUUUAAUGGCUGGGACUACUAAGAGUGGACCUAAGCACUUGCAGGGAGAGAAAUGAAAAAGUAAUUACAUGCUAUUAGCAUUAAGGAGUUUUGACAAAUCCACAUGUUGGGAACCAAAGAUAGCAUUUCUGAUGACAACUCCCACAGCGAUUGGCCAGUUGUAUGAGUAUGCUGCUGGAAAGAGAGUAAAUUGGAAGUUAGUGAACAGUCCCAAUGCCCUGCCUACAGCAAAGUGCCAACCAGCCCUGAGUGCGAAAUACAAGUUCAAUGUGUGUGCUUAUGUGUGGUGUGCUUUAUUGACCCGCGUAUACUAUAUUCAUUAGUGAUGAUAAGACCUUUCACAGAAUCCUAUAACAAUUAGUGGGUUGAGUUUUAAAUCUCAGUACAUCAGCCAGGAGGAGCAAAAUCACAGGAUACUGAUAUCUACUGGGAUUAUACUCAUAAUAUCCAGACAAAACAAGUUGAGGAGGAUCUACAUUUUCAUUGUUUAUCAAAAUUGUAUCUCAUUUGGCUGUGCAUUACUUUCGUUAAAAUGUGUUAUCUGUAAACCCAUGUGUAGUGAAAUUUUUCUGUAACUCUGGAUUAAAGAUAUUUAUAGUCUUUUCGUUUGUUUGAUUUUUAAAUAAGUUAUUUCUUUUCUGGACCUGCUGAUGGUAUGAUUCCAUCCUUCUGACCUCAGCAUCCAAUCUUUUUAAGGACUUUUGUUUCCAAUACUGUUAUUUUAAAUUGUGGUUGAAGCAAUAGAAAAUUGAAAUAUGGAUUGUGCAUGACUGUGUCUUGAGUGUAAAAAUAUUGCAGUUUGAAACUUGGACCUAAAGUAUUGCAAAUAAAUAUGACAAACAUCAA